AUGGGAAAGAUCACCUUCUACGAGGACCGAGGCUUCCAGGGCCGCUGCUAUGAGUGCAGCACCGACUGCCCCAACCUGCAGACCUACUUCAGCCGCUGCAACUCCAUCCGAGUGGACAGUGGCUGCUGGAUGCUCUAUGAGCGCCCCAACUACCAGGGCCACCAGUACUUCCUGAGGCGCGGGGACUACCCUGACUACCAGCAGUGGAUGGGUCUCAGCGACUCCGUCUGCUCCUGCCGCUCCCUUCCCUAUACCAGCUCUCACAGGAUAAGGCUGUACGAGAGAGAUGACUACCGGGGCCUUGUGUCUGAGCUCACAGAAGACUGCUCCUGCACCCACGAUCGUUUCCGCCUCAGUGAGAUCUACUCUCUGCACGUGCUGGAAGGCUGCUGGGUCCUCUACGAGAUGCCCAACUACCGGGGGCGGCAGUACCUGCUGAGACCUGGAGACUACAGGCACUUCCACGACUGGGGCGCCAUGGAUGCCAAAGUCGGCUCUCUGAGACGGGUCAUGGAUUUGUACUAA
Molecule: messenger RNA, 525 nt
Organism: Chionomys nivalis (European snow vole)
Lineage: Eukaryota; Metazoa; Chordata; Mammalia; Rodentia; Cricetidae
Product: gamma-crystallin A
Exons: 3
Coding region: 1-525 (174 amino acids)
Biological process (GO): lens development in camera-type eye; visual perception
Molecular function (GO): structural constituent of eye lens
Source: RefSeq, a predicted model, not a curated record